GCCUCCUCCCCAUAAAGGAGGAGCAGCCGACGGAGUGAGCAGUACGCAGUCCGUAGCAUCGCCCGUUUGUUUCGCAUUGCGCGCUUUGGAUAGCCAUGAUGACCAAGCCUGAAAUGUCCGCGCCGGCCUCCCCGUUGAAAGUGGGGCGCUCCCCCGCAGUCAAAGCUGGAGGUAUGAGAGUUGCCAAGAAGCUGGAGAAUGCACCUGUUGAAAAAAGUGCCAAAAUCCCAGGGAGAGAGAAGACUAGCUCUCUUAAUGUCAUAAAAAUGCAAAGCAUGAGUAUUCUGCUUUCAGAUGCGUUGGUUAAACUCAGACAUAAAUUUCCAGCAGCAGCCUCACAACAUGAAAAGCCGCGGCCCACUCUGGAGAAGAUUAUACUGCCCAGAAGACUGUGCAUUAUUCAGCAGCCGCGGAAAUGUUAAAGAUGUAGAGUAAAAUAUUCAUAUAUUUGACAGGCUUGCUCUUAACAUAACAGCACUUAGCUAAGGAAGCAGUAAAUGGACCAAAUGGCUCCAGCAAUAUCUACUUUGUAUUUCUCUUGCAAUAAAAAACUGUGUAUAUUCAGUUUUUCAUCCCA
Molecule: messenger RNA, 577 nt
Organism: Zootoca vivipara (common lizard)
Lineage: Eukaryota; Metazoa; Chordata; Lepidosauria; Squamata; Lacertidae
Gene: DAPL1
Product: death associated protein like 1
Biological process (GO): cellular response to amino acid starvation; apoptotic signaling pathway; negative regulation of autophagy
Molecular function (GO): death domain binding
Source: RefSeq, a predicted model, not a curated record